UAUAACACGACAAGCCGUAUUUUAUGAGGAAAGAACUGGUUGCUCUGACGACAGCGUAUUACGUCAAUGUUGUUUGCCUCGUGGCAAGAUCAAAUGAAGACCGCAGUAAUGGCACGUCAUCUUCUGUGCUCUUGGAUGCUAUCGCCAUUUUCUACAUCUUCUUCUUCGCAUUCUUCAAGAACCCAUUUUUUAUAUUUCAUGAGCAUUGCGUGAAUUUUUCUCGCUUUCAGUGACAUUAACAGAAGCAAACAAAAAAGCCAAAAUCGGUGUCACCGCUUUGAGGAAGCCGACAGGAGAGUUUGUUUCGCUUUCCCUUUCUCUUUUUGAUGACUGGUUUCUGUUGGGCAGGAUAAUCAAAGCUUUAAACUUCUCUUUCAAAGCGGAGUUCUUGCAUUUCUCAGCAAUUUCAUAUUUGGGUUGCCGACAUAUGGUGAUGGGAUAAAGCCCCAUGACAAACCCGUGUGGUAAAACCCGUUUUGGAUCCAUGCGCUAGAGUUUCAGACUUCUGGAUCAAUGGUCUGUUAUGUGAUUUGCUGAUCUAAGCUCUUGCACUUGCUCCAGGGAUAAAGCCUACAUAUAAAUCGAAAUCCUUAGAAAUUGAUCAAAAUUAGUGGUUUCGAGACCAUUAUAUUGAAUAUUGUGUGUGGAGCUUAGGGUUUAUCGCCAGGAAAGCUUUUUGCUUUGGUUUUCAGUGUAAUUGGGAGGAGAAAAAAUGGUUGAAAAUACGGAUGCUGCGAUCCAUAAUUUGUACUCGAAUGGGUCAAUUCAGAAUCACACCUCAAAUGGUGCUUUAGAAGAGAAGCUGGAUGAGCUUCGACGUCUCAUAGGCAAAGCAGAAGGUGAUCCGUUGAGGAUUGUUGGCAUUGGCGCAGGUGCUUGGGGGAGUGUAUUUACUGCUUUAUUGCAAGAUAGUUAUGGCCAUCUAAGAGAUAAGGUUCUGAUAAGGAUAUGGAGAAGGCCUGGCAGAUCAGUUGAUAAAGCCACAGCUGAGCAUUUGUUUGAAGUGAUCAAUUCCAGGGAAGAUGUAUUAAGGAGACUGAUUAGGCGUUGUGCAUAUUUAAAGUAUGUGGAGGCAAGAUUAGGUGAUAGGACUUUACAUGCCGAUGAGAUUUUGAAAGAUGGCUUUUGCUUAAACAUGAUAGAUACCCCUCUUUGCCCUUUGAAGGUUGUGACCAAUUUGCAAGAGGCUGUGUGGGAUGCUGAUAUUGUCAUUAAUGCAUUGCCAUCAACUGAAACCCGUGAGGUGUUUGAGGAAAUUAGCAGGUAUUGGAAGGAGAGGAUCACAGUACCAGUUAUUAUCUCUUUGGCAAAGGGCGUAGAGGCUGAGUUGGAGCCUGAGCCUCGCAUAAUAACUCCAACUCAAAUGAUCAAUCGAGCAACUGGAGUUCCAGUGGAAAACAUCCUCUAUCUUGGAGGACCUAACAUUGCCUCAGAGAUUUACAACAAGGAAUAUGCUAAUGCCCGAAUAUGUGGAGCAGAAAAAUGGAGGAAACCUUUGGCAAAGUUUUUGAGGCAACCCCAAUUUAUAGUGUGGGAUAAUGGUGACCUUGUUACUCAUGAAGUUAUGGGUGGUUUAAAAAAUGUUUAUGCUAUUGGAGCUGGAAUGGUGGCAGCUCUUACCAAUGAGAGUGCAACCAGUAAAUCAGUGUAUUUUGCACACUGUACAUCAGAGAUGAUAUUUAUCACACAUUUGCUGGCAGAAGAACCUGAGAAACUUGCUGGUCCCCUGUUGGCUGAUACUUAUGUAACCUUGUUGAAAGGUCGCAAUGCAUGGUAUGGUCAGCAGCUGGCCAAAGGGGCGUUGAACCUUGAAAUGGGUGAUAGCAUUAAGGGCAAAGGGAUGAUUCAGGGUGUCUCUGCAGUGAAAGCAUUUUAUGAACUACUAAGUCAGUCCUGCUUAAGUGUCCUGCAUCCUGAAGAAAACAAGCCUGUAGCUCCUGUUGCGCUUUGCCCCAUAAUGAAGAUGCUAUAUAGAAUACUUAUAACGAGGGAGUUUCCUGCACGGGCCAUUCUUCAAGUAUUAAGGGAUGAAACAAUGAAUGACCCAAAAGAUCGCAUUGAGAUAGCCCAAAGCCAUGUUUUCUAUAGACCGUCACUCCUGGGACAGAAACCUUGAUGAUGUAAUACCUACCGUUUGCAUGUUGUGUUGCCACUUGCCAACAGAUCCAUGUAAUAAGCUAUCUAAUGUAGUUCCAAUCUUCACAGUUUUAGGUUUCGAAGCUAAACUUUUUAAGAUAAAAAGGGUAGGUUGCAAGUUGGUUGUUGUGUUGUAUCAAUUCCUUUAUUUGUUGAGUUUGGCCUAUGCGAGUGCAAUGAACAGGCUUGCAUUUUAUUUUUCAGGGCUUGUUAGACUGUUUUUUCUUUUUUUUCUUGCACAUUGUUGUUAAAUAAAAUAUUUUACAUUUAUGUGAGACUAAAACCAUAUGAUC
Molecule: messenger RNA, 2429 nt
Organism: Hevea brasiliensis (rubber tree)
Lineage: Eukaryota; Viridiplantae; Streptophyta; Magnoliopsida; Malpighiales; Euphorbiaceae
Product: probable glycerol-3-phosphate dehydrogenase [NAD(+)] 1, cytosolic
Exons: 5
Coding region: 713-2116 (467 amino acids)
Biological process (GO): carbohydrate metabolic process; glycerol-3-phosphate catabolic process
Cellular component (GO): glycerol-3-phosphate dehydrogenase (FAD) complex; cytosol
Molecular function (GO): glycerol-3-phosphate dehydrogenase [NAD(P)+] activity; NAD binding
Source: RefSeq, a predicted model, not a curated record